Messenger RNA from Pseudophryne corroboree (corroboree frog), 1748 nucleotides. Its product is annotated as P2Y purinoceptor 2-like. Gene Ontology annotation, biological process: G protein-coupled receptor signaling pathway. Gene Ontology annotation, cellular component: plasma membrane. The record is from RefSeq and is a predicted model, not a curated record. The transcript is spliced from 3 exons. The coding region runs from base 267 to 1187 and encodes 306 amino acids. NCBI's taxonomy places the organism in Eukaryota, Metazoa, Chordata, Amphibia, Anura, Myobatrachidae. Gene Ontology annotation, molecular function: A1 adenosine receptor binding; G protein-coupled UTP receptor activity.
GGGGCACUCACUGCCUGGCAGAGUCACUGAUAUCUCUCCUGUUGUGCAACAAAGAUUGCUCCAACAGUAGUGUCUUACUACAUCCAACAGACUGUACAAGGAGGAGCCUGAGCCCUGGAGAACAGUGAGUGGUAGCUGCAAGUUCCUCCUGUCGUCAGCGAACUGCCCGGGAUUCUGUCCUGUCCUGACUGAUAACCCUGUGGGAAGAUGGAUGGAAAGAAAGUGCAGCCCGGAGAGAAUGCCAUGAUAUAAAGUCACUCUACUCCAUGGAUGAUACGGAGGAUGUGAAUUUGUCCUACAGAUGUAUAUUUGAAGAAGAUUUCAAGUAUAUUCUCCUGCCUGUGUCCUAUGGACUCGUAUUCGUCUUUGGCUUCAUCCUUAACGUCCUGGCCCUCUACAUCUUCAUAUUCCAGAUCCGGCCAUGGAAGGUAGUCAACAUCUUCAUGUUCAACCUGGCACUGUCAGACUUGCUGUACGUCCUGUCCCUGCCGCUGCUGGCCUACUAUUACUCCAGAGCUAACGACUGGCCCUUCACCGAACCCUUGUGCAAGCUGGUCCGUUUCCUCUUCUACACCAGUCUAUACUGCAGCAUCCUCUUCUUACUGUGCAUCAGCAUCUAUCGCUUCCUGGCCGUUUGCUACCCCAUCAGGUUUCUAAGCUGGGGCCAGAUCCGCUACGCCAGGAUAGCUUCUGUCUGUAUCUGGGUAACCAUCGUCAUCAUGCAGUCUCCCACGUUGUACUUUGUAUCCACCAGUCGUAGUGACAACAGCACCGUCUGCCACGACACCUCCAACAUCGAGUUGUUUGACCAGUUUGUCAUCUACAGCACGGUGAACCUAUCUUUGCUCUUUUGCGUUCCCUUCACCAUCAUCCUCGUUUGCAAUUGCUACAUGAUAUAUGUGCUUAUAAGGCCAACGGAAUCCACCUCCCAGACAUCGAAGUCCAAGAAGAAGUCUAUCAAGAUCAUCAUCACGGUCCUGCUGGUCUUCAUCACCUGCUUCUUGCCAUUUCAUGUCACCCGAACUCUGUACUACUACUACCGCAUAGUGGAUACUGCACCCUGCCCCACUUUAGAUGCGGUCAAUGCAGCCUACAAGUCAACACGACCCCUGGCCAGUGUCAACAGCUGUAUAGACCCAGUAUUGUACUUUUUGGUGUGGAGGUUCAGGUUACACAGAAACCAGUGAGACUGGUGAGAACUGUACAGACUGCUGCCUUGGUGACCACCACUACUACCGUCGUCAUCAUUGCUUAUUUAUAAGACACCACAAAACGCUGCUGUGCUGGACAAUGGUGGUGAUGUCUCAAUCAUUGAAGAGAGUGGAAAAGUGGACCAGUGGCAUCUACCUAUAAGUUCAAAGUAUGUUCUUGACAAAUGUUUACUCAAAGCAGAUUGGUUGAAAUGGGCAACACUGUUCCACUUCUCAACCCUUUUCACUCCUUGAUACAUUAACCCCUUGGUUAUUCUUGAUCAUUUUACAUGAUAUAAGAUUUCCCAGCUCAUUAUUGAGUUAUGCACCAAUUUGGAUCACACUACAAGAAUUUACAUGUCCUAGAAUAUCCCAGUUGCAACGUUCUGCAAUCAAUAGUCAGCGCCACCUGCUAGCUGGAGGUGGUACUGCAGUUUUAGGUUUCUUUACGGAAAAUCCUGUGAAUUGUUUCUUACAGUAUGUAAGUUUGUUUAUAAAGUAAAUGAUCAUUCACAAAAAAUGUGGCACUUACCCUAUAAUAAAAAAAUGUUAAAUGUA